CCAUUUUGUUGCGCUCUCAAACGUACGUGAGAGAAAAAUCAAACAGGGAAAAGGGGAUGAUCGUGAGAGAAAAAUCAAACAGGAAAAAGGGGAUGAUCGUCCCUUAAACAACAUUAAUUGCUCCUCAACCUAAUGCCAGCAUUUCUAGAACAGGUACCAUGGUUGGUUGUGCGCUUGCUACUUGAGUUCAGGCAGGAGUCGAGGUAAGUGACUGAGCGAGAGAGGAAGAGCGCCCCGGGGGAGGGGUUGGUUGUGCACUUUCUACUCUACAGGAGUCGAGGCAAGUGACUGAGCGUGUUUUGCAAAUUGGAUACUCCACGCCCGUGACCAUAAUUGCCUCUCUGCAUGGAGAGCAUGGUGGCCGUGGGAACUGGAAGCAAACAGAGGUUGGUAUUUGCACUCAAUGGGGAGAGAGUGGAGCUCUCUGGAGUCGAUCCCUCCACCACCCUCUUGGAGUUCCUUCGCCUUCAGACUCCGUACAAGGGAGCCAAGCUUGGCUGUGGCGAAGGUGGUUGUGGGGCUUGCGUAGUCCUUCUCUCCAAAUAUGAUGCUAAAAGCAAACAAGUAGAGGACCUUGCAAUUAGUUCAUGCUUGACCCUUCUGUGUAGCAUAGAUGGUUGUUCAGUUACUACUACUGAGGGUCUUGGGAAUUGCAGAGAUGGGUUUCAUUCAAUUCAUGGGCGAUUUGCAGGCUUCCAUGCUUCUCAGUGUGGUUAUUGUACACCAGGGAUGUGCAUGUCUCUUUUCUCUUCUCUUCUUAAUGCUGAUAAAAGUCAUGGACCAGCCCCAGAUCCUGGGUUUUCAAAGCUUACAGUAUCAGAAGCAGCAACUGCUGUUGUAGGCAAUCUAUGUCGUUGCACCGGCUACCGCCCCAUUAUUGAUGCCUGUAAGAGUUUUGCACAAGAUGUUGACAUGGAGGAUUUGGGUCUCAAUUCCUUUUGGAAAAAGGGGGAAGUUGCAGAUGUAAAGAAGCUACCUUUAUAUAUUCCUAAUAAAGUUUGUACUUUUCCAUAUUUUUUAAGAAAUGAAAACAAGCAGAUGAUAAGUAUUUCACCCAAUCAGCCUCUGAUGAGUACUAUUUUAUCUGAAAGCAAAGGCUCAAGAACAGGUCAAUGGUUUACACCUUUGUCUAUGGUUGAACUUCUGAAUGUAAUGGAAUAUGCAAAAGAAGGUCGGUUGGUUGCUGGAAAUACGAGUUCUGGAAUUUACAAAAGAAUGGACUAUUGUGACCAGUACAUUGACUUGACACAUGUCUCAGAGCUUUCAGAAAUUAAAAAGGAUGAAUACGGCAUUGAAUUUGGAGCUGCUGUUACAAUCUCCAAAGUUAUUGAUAAGUUACUCGAAGAAGAAAAGGUAUUAGGAAGUGAAAGAGGGUUGGUCUUCAGGAAAAUAGCUGGCCACCUAAGCAAGGUUGCAUCAAAAUAUGUACGGAACACUGCAAGCUUGGGAGGUAACCUCAUCAUGGCACAAAGGAAUGGAUUUGCUUCUGAUAUUGCUACCAUUCUCCUUGGUGCAGGUUCAUCUGUCAAACUACAAAUAAGCUCUGAACGUUUAACUCUGUCUCUUGAGGAAUUCUUGCAGAAGCCUCCAUGCAGUUGGAAUACCAUCCUCUUAAGUGUUUGUAUCCCAAGCUGUAACCCGAUAGAACAUAUAACCAAUGGUACCAUUAAUGGGAUAUAUCCACAAGAAUCUAAAUUGUUUUUUGAGACAUAUAGAGCAGCUCCUCGUCCCCAUGGGAAUGCAGUUGCAUAUCUCAAUGCUGCAUUUCUUCUAGUAGCUUCAAAUGAUAAAUUAUCGGGGAAUGUUGUUGUGGAACAUUUGCAGUUGGCCUUUGGUACAUGUGGUUCCAAACAUGCUGUCCGUGCAACGAAGCUCGAGCUGUUUUUGCUCGGAAAGCUUCUCACUCCAUCAGUACUACUUGAAUCAAUGCAUUUGCUUCGAGAAAUUCUGGCACCUGACAUAGGCAGAUCAUCCUUUACCUACCGUUUAAGCUUAGCUGCUGGCUUUCUUUUUGAUUUCCUGCACCCACUCAUUAAGAUUUUGGAUGGGCCUAUAAGGAGUAUGGGACAUAAUGUAGGUUGUGUUGAUAUAGAGUCUCGCCUUUCAUGCAUUGACUCUGAUGGAAACGUGCAUGAUUCAAGAAACAUCUGUCAGCAUGAACUCUCUAGUGAUUUGACUAAUGGGAUAACUUCUGGUAUCAACUCAGUACACAAUCAUGCCGAGAAACUUAGUGUUGUAUCUGGAAGACAAAUUAUGGAUGUUAAGAAGGACUAUUAUCCAAUUGGCCUACCUACUAAAAAGGUUGGGGCUGAAAUCCAAGCUUCUGGUGAGGCAUUAUUUGUUGAUGACCUUCCUUCCCCAAAGGACUGCCUACAUGGUGCAUUUAUUUGUAGCAGUAAACCUUUGGCACGUGUAAAGAAGAUUGAAUUGAGCACCUUUUCAGCAUCAAAAGGAUCUCUUGCACUUGUUUCGGUUAAAGAUAUUCCAAAAGGAGGACAAAAUAUUGGAUCUCAAUCAAUAUUUGGGAGUGAGGCACUGUUUGCUGAUGUCAUCACUGAGUUUGUGGGUCAACCACUUGCUGUUGUGGUUGCAGAUAGACAAAAGGAUGCAUGUAUAGCUGCUGAGAAUGCGAUGGUGUGUUAUGAUACUGAAAAUUUAGAACCUCCAAUUCUAUCAGUUGAAGAGGCCAUCUCACGAUCAAGCUUUUUUCAGCCUCCGGCCUUUUUUAGCCCCGAACACAUUGGGGAUUUCUCGAAAGGGAUGUCUGAGGCUGAUCACAAGAUUCAUUCUGCUGAAGUCGAGAUUGGGUCACAAUAUUAUUUCUACAUGGAGACACAGACAGCACUUGCUGUACCAGAUGAAGAUAACUGCAUGGUUGUUUACAGCUCAACGCAGGUUCCUGAAACCUGUCAAGUUGUAAUUGCCAAAUGCCUUGGUGUUCCUGAGCAUAAUGUGCGGGUAAUUUCAAGAAGAGUUGGAGGUGGAUUUGGUGGAAAAGCAUUUAGAUCUGUUCCUGUGGCAACAGCUUGUGCAUUGGCUGCACAUAGAUUACGCCGACCUGUUCGAAUGUAUCUUGACCGUAAGGCAGAUAUGAUGACAGUAAUGGGAAGACAUCCUAUGAAAGUGAAGUACUCUGUGGGAUUUAAAGAUGAUGGCGCAGUUACGGCAUUGCAUGUGGACGUACUAAUUGAUGCAGGCAUAUCAGCAGAUGUCAGUCCAGCUUUUCCACUAUUCAUUGUGGAAACGCUAAAGAAGUAUAACUGGCAAGCCCUUUCAUUUGAUAUUAAGGUCUGCAAGACCAAUCUCCUGACCAAGUCAGCAAUGCGUGGCCGAGGAAAUGUUCAAGGAUCAAUUAUUGCAGAAACUGUUAUCGAACAUGUUGCAUCGUUUCUGUGCAUGGAACCCUAUGACGUGCGAAAUAAAAAUUUGCACACAUUUGAAACCCUUAAGUUGUUCUACAGAAACAGUUGUGGAGAACCAGCUGAGUACACCUUACCUGUGGUUUUGGACAAGUUAAUCACAUCAUCUUGCUUUCAUAGUAGAGCUGAAACUGUAAGGCAGUUCAAUAGGUCUAACAGAUGGAGGAAGCGAGGCUUGUCUAUUGUGCCAACUGUGCAUGAGGUCACAGUGAGACCAACCCCUGGAAAAGUGAGCAUUCUUAAUGAUGGUUCAGUUGUUGUUGAAGUUGGAGGAAUUGAGUUAGGGCAAGGACUUUGGACAAAGGUGAAGCAAAUGGCUGCAUUUGCUCUUGGAAAGUUAUUGAAUGGCACAAGUAAAUAUCUUCUGGAAAGAGUACGUGUUGUCCAGGCAGAUACUUUAAGUCUUGCGCAGGGAGGUUACACUGCAGGGAGCACCACAUCUGAAUCAAGUUGUGAAGCAGUACGUUUAGCAUGCAAUAUUCUAGUAGAAAGGUUGACACCUGUUAUGGUAAAAUUGCAGGAGAGCAUGGAUAUUGUUUCGUGGGAUGCUUUGAUACUCCAGGCACAUUUGCAAUCUGUGAAUCUAUCUGCAAGCACAUACUGGGUUCCUAGUCCUGAUUCAUUUCAAUAUCUGAAUUUUGGUGCUGCAGCAAGUGAAGUAGAAGUUGAUCUUCUCACAGGAGCUACCACAAUUUUGCGUACGGACAUAACAUAUGACUGUGGGUUGAGUCUAAAUCCAGCGGUUGAUCUUGGACAGAUAGAGGGUGCGUUUGUCCAAGGAAUCGGUUUCUUCAUGCUAGAAAAGCAUGUCACAGACUAUGAUGGACUGGUACUAUCUGAUGGUACUUGGACAUACAAGAUUCCUACAGUUGACACAAUCCCGCGCCAAUUCAACGUCGAAAUAUUGGACAGUGGCCAUCACAAAAAUCGUGUUCUUUCCUCCAAAGCUUCCGGAGAACCACCUUUACUUCUCGCAGCUUCAGUGCACUGUGCUGCAAGGGAGGCUAUAAAGGCAGCAAGAAGUGAUCUACGUGCUUACAGUAAUUCAGAGGCACCUUCUCCAGUCUUUAGGAUGGAUACUCCUGCUACCAUGGACUAUAUCAAAGAACUCUGUGGGCUAGACAAUGUUGAGAGGUAUUUACGGAGUCUGAUCAGCCGCAGCUAAGGCCCAAGGGCAUUAUAGAUGCUUCCUUGGAUAUUCAGCCAUAUAAUCGCAAUUCAAUGUCCUACUUCUGCAAUACGUUCCUGAUGGGACUAAACAGGGUCUAAUUGCGCUUCUUGGAUCAGCAUGUGACCCUCAUGAAGAUCUACAAAGGUGUCCACGAAUUUAUUGAGAGUGACUCUCUGUGGGUCUGUUGUGCAUUAAUUCAUGGGUUGAUCGUCUUCCUGAUAUCUCUGUUCAUCAUAUUCCAUCCAUAAAUCGGAAGGCUCGUAUAGGUAGGCAGAAUGAAAACAGUAAAAUUGUUGAGGAUGGAACGGGUCCUUUUAAUGAUGAACAAGUAUCUAACUAACUGAUUCACAAAAGAUGGGAGGAAUCCCCACUUCGUAUCUUGUAUGGGUUUGUUACUGUACGCAGUAUUGGACCCACCCACAUGUGACAUGUGACAUGUUUUGCUGAAUAAACUCGAGUUUUAUGUGGUGCUUUGAUUUA
Nymphaea colorata (pocket water lily) is the source of this 5070-nucleotide messenger RNA. Its product is annotated as indole-3-acetaldehyde oxidase-like. Bases 346 to 4584 code for a protein of 1412 amino acids. The transcript has 10 exons. The record is from RefSeq and is a predicted model, not a curated record. Lineage: Eukaryota; Viridiplantae; Streptophyta; Magnoliopsida; Nymphaeales; Nymphaeaceae. Gene Ontology annotation, molecular function: 2 iron, 2 sulfur cluster binding; iron ion binding; oxidoreductase activity.